Molecule: messenger RNA, 1131 nt
Organism: Linum tenue
Lineage: Eukaryota; Viridiplantae; Streptophyta; Magnoliopsida; Malpighiales; Linaceae
Source: the annotation of a GenBank genome assembly
AUGGAUAGAGCAGUCUUCGGCAGCACUCAGCAGCUCCACUACUCGCAGCGCCAGUCAUCCUACGACUCAUCCUCAUCAGCCUCCAACGGCAGCGGCACCACUUCGUCGGACAAUCAGCAGCACCAGCUGGCGGCGGAGGUGCCGAAGAAGCGGACCGGGAGGAGGGUUUUCAGGGAGACGCGCCACCCGGUUUACCGAGGCGUGAGGAGCCGCAAAGGCGACAAGUGGGUCUGCGAGCUCCGCGAGCCAACCACCGGGACCCGCGUCUGGCUCGGAACUCACGCGACCGCCGAGAUGGCAGCCCGGGCCCAUGACGUGGCAGCACUGGCGUACCGCGGGAAGUCGGCCUGCCUCAACUUCGCCGACUCCGCCUGGCGCCUCCCCGUUCCCGCUUCCACCGAUCAGUUGGACGUGAGGAGGGCGGCGGCCGAGGCCGCCGCGAUCCAACAGCUUCAUCAGAGCUCAGAGUCCUCCUCAUCGUCACCAAGCGGCAAGACGUUGCCGGGAAAUCAGCAGCACCAGCUGGCGGCGGAGAUGCCGAAGAAGCGGACCGGGAGGAGGGUUUUCAGGGAGACGCGCCACCCUGUCUACCGAGGCGUGAGGAGCCGGAAAGGUAGCAAGUGGGUCUGCGAGCUCCGCGAGCCCAACACCGGGACGCGCGUCUGGCUCGGAACUCACGCGACCCCGGAAAUGGCGGCCCGAGCUCAUGACGUGGCGGCACUGGCGUACCGCGGGAUGUCCGCCUGUCUCAACUUCGCCGACUCCGCCUGGCGCCUCCCCGUUCCCGCCUCCGCCGAUCAGGAGGACAUCAGGAGGGCGGCGGCGGAGGCCGCUGAGAUGUUCCGCCCCGCCGGCCCCGCGACGCCGGCGGAACAGGUAGAGGAAUGUAAGGACAAUGGUGAUGACAUUGAUAGCAGCAACGACACUAAUAUUGUUUUGCGUAAAGUGGAGGCUGAGGAGGAGGAGGAGGAGGAGGAGCUUGAGAUGCCGAGGUUGCUGUCGGAAAUGGCGGAAGGACCGCUGCUGUCCCCGCCGCCGAGCUAUGGAUAUGGAGGCGGGCGGGGAGGCGUGGAGGAGAGCUGCGAUUGCGACGCUAAUGGUGGGUACGAUUGGACGUUAUGGAAUCAUUAG